Messenger RNA from Cyphellophora europaea CBS 101466, 1515 nucleotides. RefSeq lists its product as uncharacterized. Gene Ontology annotation, molecular function: transmembrane transporter activity. The transcript is spliced from 4 exons. NCBI's taxonomy places the organism in Eukaryota, Fungi, Ascomycota, Eurotiomycetes, Chaetothyriales, Cyphellophoraceae. The record is from RefSeq and is a predicted model, not a curated record. Gene Ontology annotation, biological process: transmembrane transport. Gene Ontology annotation, cellular component: membrane. The coding region runs from base 1 to 1515 and encodes 504 amino acids.
AUGGCUGAUAUAGAGAAACACCCUAUUGACCGCUCGCCGUCGGCAAGCUCCAUCGACAAGGGCCGCAAUGCUCACAUCGAGAACGAGAAAGCCGCCGACAUGCCAGUCAUCUCCGGCGUGCGACAAGAUCCAGACCUCGUCGUGACCCAGGAAGAAGAGGACCGUGUUAUCAGGAAGCUUGAUUGGCGCUUACUACCGUUCGUCUUUGUACUUUACAGUCUGUCGGUACUUGACCGUUCGAAUCUCGGAAAUGCCAGACUUGCCGGAUUGGAAGACGACAUUGACCUUACUGGUAAUCGCUAUCAACUUCUCGGAACGAUUUUCUACAUCGCCUAUAUCUUAUCCCAGUGGCUCAUCAUUGGAUGGAAGAUCUUCCCACCUCACAUCUACUGUACCAUUGCAGUCUUCUUCUGGGGCGUCAUCGCGACGGUGCAAGCUGCUGUGACAUCGUGGGGCGCCUUGAUGGCUUGUCGCUUCCUGCUCGGUAUCGGCGAGGCAAUGUUCGGACCUGGCGUACCGCUAUAUCUCUCCUUCUUCUACCCACGAGACAGGGUUGGCUUUCGACAGGGCGUGUUCAUCUCUGGUGCCGCCAUGGCAAAUGCCUACGGUGGUGCACUUGCCUACGGCAUCAGCCAGAUCCAUGGGUCAAUCGCUCCAUGGCAGAUCCUUUUCAUCAUCGAAGGGUUACCCACCGUCUGCAUCGCGUUUGUCGCAUGGUUCAUCCUCCCAGAUUCGCUUGCGCAAUGCAAGUUCCUCUCCGACCGUGAGAAACAAAUAGCCUCCCAAGCGGUGGCCCGAAACCAACAAGCCGAUCCGGAUCGCAAAUCUGGCUUCAAAUUCAAGCAGCUGCUCGCGGCAUUCAAGGACCCGAAGUCAUACAUCCCCGGAAUCAUGUACUUCAGCUGCAACGUAUCGUUCGCUUCGCUUCCUCUCUUCGUCCCAACAAUCAUCUCAGGACUAGGCGUCUUCACCAAAAUCCAGUCUAAUGGACUCUCGGCCCCUCCAUAUGUCCUAUGCUUCUUCAUGAUCCUCCUUCUUACAUUCUUGAGCGAUCGAUACAAGAUGCGAGCACCGUUCAUCAUUUUUGCAGCACUAGUCGCAGCCAUCGGCUUCAUCCUCCAGGCAACUUGCAAAUCGCCCGCGGCGCGAUAUACUGGCGUGUUCUUGGCUGUGCAGGUAUUCUGCUGCGUAGCAUUGACGCUGGCGUGGGUAUCGAAUAUCCACAGCACGGAAAGUAAGCGCGCCGGUGCCAUGACGAUCCUGGCAACGAUUGGGCAAUGUGGACCGUUAUUGGGAACGAAUGUCUUCCCUGAAAGCGAGAAGCCUUACUACCAUAAGGGCAUGUGGAUCUCAGCCAGCUUCUGCCUCCUCAUUGCGGCCUGCAGCGUGGCGUUGGCUGGUAUAUUGAUCCGGGAAAAUAAGCAAAUGGAGAGACAGGGACUAAUUCCCAAGAAGGGAGAGACAAGAGACGGGCUUAAGGAUCGUGAUGUUGAGGGUGUCCCGCGAUAUCGGUAA